Messenger RNA from Phytophthora nicotianae INRA-310, 1844 nucleotides. RefSeq lists its product as hypothetical. Gene Ontology annotation, molecular function: transferase activity, transferring phosphorus-containing groups. NCBI's taxonomy places the organism in Eukaryota, Oomycota, Peronosporomycetes, Peronosporales, Peronosporaceae. The record is from RefSeq and is a predicted model, not a curated record. Gene Ontology annotation, cellular component: Golgi apparatus. The coding region runs from base 22 to 1569 and encodes 515 amino acids. The transcript has a single exon.
CUGAGUGCAAGUGAGUGGCUUAUGCCACGUACUUUCGCUCAAACUCCCCCGCGAGCCAAACCGCCGCACUUCGGUUCUCGCGAGCAAGACAGCAGUGUACAGGCGAUGAUGAAGACUCCGGCCGGCGUGCGCAUGCGCAUGGCGCUCAGUCACCAGCGCAACCUUCGUUAUGUGCUUCUGACAGCAUGUGGUGCGCUGCUACUGGUCAUGUACCUGCUCACUAAGACGCCAACUCCCUACACGUACGACAAGCUGUCGGACGAGGAGGAUAAGCGCUUCAACACACAGGCCAUCAUGGACCAGUGGCCGGGUCAGUGCCAGAUCAAGAACUUUGAGCAGCUGCGCCGCAUGUCCAUCGUCUACACGUGGGUCAACGGCAGUCAGCCCUGCUACCGCGAGCUCCGCGAAAAGGCUGGCGGCAAACACGCCGUCGGAGGCUCGCGCGACCGAGAGAUCGGAGAGCUCAUGUUCUCCAUCCGCUCGCUGGAGAAGUACGUACCUUGGCACACUGGCCAGAUCUACAUCGUGUCUCCUGGCCACAUCCCACACUGGAUCGACAUGAACAACCCACGUAUUAAGGUGAUCAACCAGGACGACCUGUUCCCGGACUACGCCAAGCAGUUCCUACCCACUUUCAACACGCACGUGAUCGAGCAGUUCCUGUACCUCAUCCCCGGCCUCUCGGACAUUUACAUGCAAGUCAACGACGAUUAUUUGUUCACCAAACCCAUCGCUCCCCACGAGUUCUUCACGUGUGACGGCGGCAUCCGGUUGCUGCACGAGAAUGGACUCAUCUCCCACACGCCGCCGACCCCGAAGAAGGGAAUUUGGAUCGCCUCCGUGCUCAACACUCAGCAGGAGAUGGAUCUGCGUUGGGGCAAGGCUGAUCGCCACUUCAUCAAGCACGCUCCGUUUGUCUACUCGCGUCGUGCAUUCGAGCGCGUCCACCAGAUCUUCGACCGUCCUCUGUACAUGACGCUCAAGAGCAAGUUCCGUGGCAAGCCUGAUAUGAACAUGCCGCUACUGCAUCACUAUUACAUGGUGGCACAAGGCAGCGAAGAGCUCGGUAUCCCUGUCUACUCGCCUCCUGAAGAGGAGAUGUCAGGGUACAAGCUGAUUCUGAUGCAGAACAAUAACAUCGACAAGCUCAAGCAGACUUUUGGACAGAUUCUGGACGGUUCUACGCCAUACAGUAUCGUUGCGCUUAACGAUGAGUACUCGGACAUGCGUGUGGCGGACACAGCGCUUGAGUUCCUCAACAAAUUCCUGCCUGAGCCCAGCUCAUUCGAGCGUAAGCCUGACUCGGAGCCCCACGCGCUUACUGUACGCAAGCCUGGCACUUGCGAAGUGGAUCCGAUGAUCCUGUCGCCGUUCCCGAGACGAGUGGAAGCUGCGCCCAAGUACCAAGUGAUCGCGUACCGUGAGCUGCGUUGGGUGGCAUUUACUAACUCGCUUCUGCGUGGAAUGGGCUUCGGUCUGGGUGCCAUUAUCAUGUACAUCUUCUACUUGCUGGUAUUGCGCCGCAAUAAGGCACCAAUGGGCUCAAACGGCGCCUAUGAUAAGGUGUAAACGAGCUGGAUGGGGGAAUUAAGUGCAGAAUGUUUUACGGGCAGAGGCAAGACCGUCGACGCUGCGGGCUGGUAGCAUGAAGCCUGUGGAGACGAGGUUGGUAGGUUUAGUACGUGUAUCUACAGCACGAGGCAAAUGUGCACACAACUCGCCAGCGUUCAGUGCAGAAUAGACGUUGCGAUAUCUUUUUUCGUUUAUUUGAUGUUGUCCUCUUAUCAAUGACGUGGCAACUACAUAGCAAUCCUUUGGGCACAGACAAUGAAGCGAGCGAACAU